This is a messenger RNA of Betta splendens (Siamese fighting fish), 295 nucleotides long. RefSeq names its product histone H2A-like. Gene Ontology annotation, molecular function: protein heterodimerization activity; structural constituent of chromatin; DNA binding. The record is from RefSeq and is a predicted model, not a curated record. Gene Ontology annotation, cellular component: nucleosome. NCBI's taxonomy places the organism in Eukaryota, Metazoa, Chordata, Actinopteri, Anabantiformes, Osphronemidae. Bases 1 to 249 code for a protein of 82 amino acids. The transcript has a single exon.
AUGACGGCAGAGCUCUGGAAGCGCAGGUCGGUCUUGACCGCUGAGAUCCUGGAGUUGGCUGGAAACGCUGCCCGCGACAACAAGAAGACCAGGAUCAUCCCCCGCCACCUGCAGCUGGCUGUCCGCAACGACGAGGAGCUCAACAAGCUGCUGGGCGGAGUCACCAUCGCCCAGGGCGGCGUCCUGCCCAACAUCCAGGCGGUGCUGCUGCCCAAGAAGACGGAGAAACCCGCCGGCAAAGCGAAGUAGACCUGGAUCAGCUGUGAUCCACAAAAACGGCUCUUUUAAGAGCCAC